Messenger RNA from Hevea brasiliensis (rubber tree), 2789 nucleotides. Its product is annotated as sodium/calcium exchanger NCL. Gene Ontology annotation, biological process: intracellular calcium ion homeostasis; calcium ion transmembrane transport. The record is from RefSeq and is a predicted model, not a curated record. Gene Ontology annotation, molecular function: calcium:proton antiporter activity; calcium ion binding. NCBI's taxonomy places the organism in Eukaryota, Viridiplantae, Streptophyta, Magnoliopsida, Malpighiales, Euphorbiaceae. Gene Ontology annotation, cellular component: membrane.
AAAAAUGUAAAAGGCAGAUGUAACAACUGGAGAGUUCACCGAUAAUCACUCAAAAGAACUCAGAAGGGAAAGAAGGAGAGAGAGAGAGAGAGAGAGAGAGAGAGAGAGAGAGAGAAAAGUUGGAAAGGAGGAAUCAAAUGAGCUAUGCAAUCGAAUAAUUCUCUUUUUUUUGAAACCUAAAAAAUCAAUUUAUGAAGAUCCCAAAUUUAUGAUAGAACUAGGGGAUAUUUGAAGGUUAGUUGGAGUUGGACCAACCUGCAUAAAUACUCUUCUCUGGCAGAGUUGGUUUUAAGGUUGAAAAUGGCUGCAAACCUUGAAAAAGUCUUCUUAUUUAAAUAUCAAUUUCAUUUGUUUAUCCCUCAAAUUGAUCUUUUAUUGUUAAAUGAUUAACAAAGGUUAUAUAUUAAAAUGUGAAACUUGAAAACUUUGAACAUUCUGACUUCACAUGGCCAACUCACACAAAUAAUAUAUAAAUUCACUGCAUGAAAUACUUCCACAACCACUCCAUAUCACUUCUAUGCCAUAAGCCAUUGUACCUUUCAUUGAGGCAGUAUUUCUUCAUGAAAGAUUGAACACAUUUCUGUUAUUUUAAUUUCAAGUUGUUUUUCAACUUUGAUAUUAAAUCUUUCUACACUUAAAUCCUUCCAAGAAAUUUCUUGUUCAACAUUCACCACCCUAAUUAUAUAGUUCCAAACUUCAAACCUAAACCAUUUUGAGGUUAUGAUAAAAACAAUACAAGAGCAAGCUAUUCAAAGCUGUUAAUAGGAACAAGCCUAAUUAUGGCCAAGAAACUUUCUUUCUUGUCUCUAGUUAUCUUCUUUGUUAUGUUAGCCUGCAGUCCUGUCCAGGGUCGAUACCUUACAGAAAAUCCAAGUUCUUUCAUGGCAUCUGAUGGGGUCAGUAGCAGUGUUCAGCAGCAGCCAUUUAUUAGUCUGAACCACUUGUUUUCAUCAGAUAGUAGUUGUGACGAGACAUAUGGAUUCUUGCCAUGCGCCACCACAGUCCUAGGAAAUAUUUUCCUUAUUAUUGCCUAUGGCUAUUUGAUGUUCUUGUCUGCUAAAUUGUUGUCUGAUGGAAGUGAGAUUCUUCUACAAAUUCUUGGUCCUGGCAUUAUUGGGGGUCUCUUCCUGCCGGUUCUGAGCUCUCUUCCUGAUGUAGCAAUCAUGCUUGCAUCUGGGCUAUCAGGGAGCAAAGAAACAGCUCAAAGUCAGGUUUCAGUUGGGAUGGGUUUGACGGCUGGAUCAACCGUUCUACUUCUGACAUUACUAUGGGGCUCAUGCCUCAUAGUUGGCAAGUGUGACAUUCAGGGUUCUGUAGCUGUGGACUCAAAAGAAGCAAAAAGAUUUAGUCUAACUGGAUCUGGAGUAACUACUGAUAUAUGGACAAGUCAUGCUGCAAGGAUCAUGGUUAUAUCUGUUAUCCCCUUCAUAAUAGCCCAACUGCCACAAAUCAUCCAAAAAACUUCUCAAAGCAGCAUAGCAGUUUUGGCUUCCCUCAUUGUCUCCCUAGGUUUAUUAGUUUUUUAUAGCCUGUAUCAGGUUCUUCAGCCAUGGAUUCAGAAGAGAAGAAUUGCAUACGCCAAGCAUAAACAUAUAAUAUCAGGAAUUCUAAAAGAUUUAAAAAUGCGUGCACUGGGAAGACUUUUCACAGUUAAUGGAGAACCCAACAAUGAUGUUAUACAGAAGUUAUUCAAGACAAUUGAUGGAAAUUCUGAUGGAUAUCUAACCGCAGCAGAGUUGAGGGCACUUUUUGAAGAGCUAGAAAUUGAUAUUAAUGAUGCAGUUGAUCAAGUAUUGAAAGAUUUCGAUACGUCUGGUGACUCACGUGUUGAUGUGGAUGAGUUUAUUCAUGGGAUCUCAAAGUGGCUUGAUGAGGCUAAGCAUUCUGCAAGACACUCCAAUGGCCAUAUAGCAGGAACAUCUAAACUUAUAACUGACUUUGGUCAGCAAACAAAGAGGGAACAAGAUCUGUUGGGGGAUCAGAAUGAUGAAGCUCCAGAAAAUAGUCCUGGAAAUCCCAAAUGGAAUGCCACAAAAGCAGGGUUGAUGUUGCUUCUGGGAACAAUUGUUGCUGCAGUGUUUGCUGAUCCACUUGUAGAUGCUGUUGAAAAUUUCUCAACUGCUUCAAGCAUUCCUACUUUCUUUGUUUCCUUUGUCAUCUUGCCUUUUGCUAGCCCCAGUGAGGUAGUUUCAGACCUAAUCUUUGCCAGCAGGAAGAAUUCAAAAUCUGCUUCCUUAGCAUAUUCUGAGAUUUAUGGGUCAGUGACCAUGAGCAACAUUCUUUCUCUAUCAGUAUUCUUAGGUCUUGUUUACUUUCGUGGGUUGACAUGGAAUUUCUCAUCUGAAGUUCUGGUAAUUCUGAUUGUUUGUGUUGUGAUGGGGCUAAUUGCCAGUUUCCGCACCACUUUCCCUCUUUGGAUGUGUCUGGCGGCCUAUGCACUUUACCCUUUCUCCCUGUUGCUUGCUUAUGUCCUUGACUAUGUUCUUGGUUGGGCUUAAACUCACAGUGCUUUACAAAGCAGGGGAAAUGAUAUCAGCAUUUUUAGGCUACUUUGAGCUACUUCAUUUCCAUAAGCUGACGUUCAACACCUGUUUUUUUUAUCAAUUAUUUUCUAUAUUGCAACCUGCAAGCAAAUCUAUCGGCAUUGUUCUUUUUUCAGAUUUUGUUCAGCCGGAUUAAAUUUUGUAAAACUUUCAACUAUUUCCCCACAUGCUCAUGGAAAUCAAUAAUCCAUCAUUUAAAUGAAACUCUCGUCCUGAGGUUUCCACCUGUUGUCUACACAGAUUAUC